Messenger RNA from Phytophthora infestans T30-4, 1182 nucleotides. RefSeq lists its product as uncharacterized. The transcript is spliced from 2 exons. The record is from RefSeq and is a predicted model, not a curated record. NCBI's taxonomy places the organism in Eukaryota, Oomycota, Peronosporomycetes, Peronosporales, Peronosporaceae. The coding region runs from base 1 to 1182 and encodes 393 amino acids.
AUGACAGAUCAAAGCUACAACACGUCGGCUUCAGGCUCGUCGGCAUCUGCCACAGUCAGUGCCUCGAGUUGCAGCUGGAAGACAGCAAUGUCACAAGACGGCGAGUGUUUCCUGGAGCCUCGAACGUGCACCGAGUGUCUAGAGAAGAUCCCGUCCACAGGAGACACGUGCGUUCUUACGGAUUUAGGCAUCUGUAUGAGCGUAGGGGACGUUGCAAAAACGUUAGCUAUCCAUGACGGCGUGUACUACGUGGCCGGGAACGCCACGUACUGUGACCUAAGCAGCCCGAGUGCUCAAGACUGUGUAGUAAUCGAUAGCUGUGAGUCUUCGAGCUGGUUGAGCUAUGCGCGUCAGCGACUGCCUCUGAUCGCACUUGCUGUCGACGGAGACACCCCAGAAGGUUGCAGCUUUGCCACAGAUACAGUCACCACUGAAGCCGGUGCUAGAAGCGAGUCGACUUCCGAAGAUACUUCCUUCAUGAGAUCUUCGAGGAAAGAUACUUUAUCGAGUGACGACAAGUGCACGUGGUAUCAGAACACGACGCUCUGCCGUACACCUCGGACAUGUUUCGACUGUUUGAACACAAUAGCUGACAACGGAGAGCCCUGUACGAUCACACCGGACGGAUACUGCGCUACGUUGUCGUCUAGUUACAACUCUAGCUUGGAUUUCCGGAGUCCAAGUAGAGCUGGCGUAGCUAAUGGAUACUACUACCCGUCGACCAACACGUCGUAUUGCGAGCCUAGUGAUGCCGCCUGCUCUAACUGUGGUAUCGCUGGCUCAGCCAGUAACUCGGUGUCGUAUUGUGUGGGGCGUGACGGCUGCAUCUGCGUGGCGUUCUGUCAGUCUGCUGAGUGGCAAGAGACUGUCAUAUCGGAGAAGUGUGCAGCCUCAGCAUCGUCCUCCACACUGAGUAAAUAUGGCACUGAAUUCCCAUGGAGAAUGUUCGUUAUUGCCCUCAGUUUGGCUGUGGUGGUCAUUCUGGCGGUGGUUCUAGGCGUGUGGCGAGUACGACAGAUAAUUCGAGCUAGAAGACAAGAGUCGAUACGGCUGAGGAGAUCCGAAACGAGAAGAUCAACUCUGUCGCUGGAGCUGCCGGCGUGGACAGCGAUGCGUGAAGAACUGAUAGACAAGAAAGUGGAUCCUGUGGGGGAAGGACGUGGCCGGUUGCGACCCAUGUAG